Messenger RNA from Cyclocybe aegerita, 522 nucleotides. NCBI's taxonomy places the organism in Eukaryota, Fungi, Basidiomycota, Agaricomycetes, Agaricales, Hemipholiotaceae. The record is from the annotation of a GenBank genome assembly.
AUGUUCGCUCGUCUCUCCACUGUCUUCGUCUACGUCCUUGCGACGAUGGCUGUCCUUGCUGCCGCCACCCCUCCUCCUGUCACGUCGAAGACCACCGUGACUUCCGUGACCACUAAGACCACCACCCAGACCGACAUUAAGACCACCACCCAGACUAACACUAAGACCACCACCCUCGCAAUCACCACCACCGUUCCAGUGACCACCAAGGUCCCGGUCACUACCACUGUCACCGUCAAGCCGCCCUCUCCUACCAGCACCCCCAUCAGCCAAUGCAACACUGGGGCCAUCCAGUGCUGCAAUGACAUUCAAAGGGCAAACACCAAGAUCGUUACCGGUCUUCUUGGUCUUCUGGGAGUCGUGAUCAACGAAGUCACUGCUCUUGUUGGUAUCACCUGCUCGCCCCUCAGCGUCAUCGGCAUUGGCGGCAACUCUUGCACAGCUCAGCCGGUUUGCUGCGAGCACAACACCUUCAACGGUAUCAUUGCUAUCGGCUGCACCCCGAUUAACAUCAACCUCUAA